This is a messenger RNA of Gymnogyps californianus (California condor), 885 nucleotides long. Its product is annotated as coiled-coil domain-containing protein 81-like. Lineage: Eukaryota; Metazoa; Chordata; Aves; Accipitriformes; Cathartidae. The transcript is spliced from 7 exons. The coding region runs from base 1 to 885 and encodes 294 amino acids. Gene Ontology annotation, cellular component: centrosome. The record is from RefSeq and is a predicted model, not a curated record.
AUGGAGGGCUGCUGCACUGUGGCCAUCAGCUCGGACCUGAGCUUCUUGUUCCCCACGCUCCUGCAGCUCUCCACUGAGGAGAUCGUGGCUAUCUGGGGUGCUGUGUCCAAUUACAUCCUGGGACAGCUGAAGCUGGACAAGGGUGUCGUGGUGGCGGGACUCGGGACCUUCGCUAUGGUCCAAAAGCAUCUCUUCGGCACACGGGAGGUGUUUGUGGUGCGCAGACCCAUCUUCCAGCUGGCCAUCGACAAGUUCUGGCUGGAGGGGCUCGCGUGCCCCACAGAGAUUAUCCCUGACGACGUCAAGGUCGAGCCGCUGAACUUCCAGCAGCUCUCGCGAGCCAGCGGCUUCCCGCGGCGCAUGGUGGAGAACUGCGUGCGGGAGACCAUUCUGCUGUACUCCUUCCAGCUGAGGAACGGGAAGCGCUUCGCCUUCGCCUUCCAGGACAUCGGCAUCCUGGCCUGCAAAGGCAACUUCCUCUGCAUGCAGUUCUAUUCCCACUGCAUCACAGGGCUGGAGAGCACUGCCAGCCCAAUUGCGCUGCUUCACAGCAGGCUGUGGAUGCCAGAUCCGGCUGUCUCCGGUGGAGCGACCACCGCUCGGGGGGUGCAGGCGAUUCCUGGCAACGCGUUCCCGAGGCUCCAGCUGACCGUGAGCAGCAAAGCGAAGGCCAAGGCUUCCUCCCCCAGCUCCACCCGGCACCAGAAGGCUGCGGAGAAGCGCAGGAUCAGCAGAGGAACAAAGAAGAGCAUAGGGAUGGGGAAAUGGCAGGCUUCCUCCCUUUCCGGAUCGCUUUCUCCUACUUCACACUGCGACCCCAGCAACAAUCUGUUUUCCGUCCAUAAACACGCUGUGUUUGGGACCACGGAGGAGAAGCUGAUGUAA